AUGGAAAGCGGCAAAGACGCUGAAAAUCAGCCUGUAUUGUUCAUGGGAGCACAAACUGAAAAUUUAGAUUACAUGUAUGAACUAGUGCAUGAACUUUCCGCCCAAUUGAAAACGAACGAAAAUAUGAGAGAUGCUGUUUUGCAGGAUGUGGACCUUCUAUCCAGGCAGUUGAACCAUGGCAAUGUGGACGUAUCACCGGACAUCAAUGUCACAAAGCAAUUUAUAUACAAAAGGUUGAAAGACGAGGAACUCUCAAUUCAGGAUGAAGAAGAAGAAGAUGGGAAUGAAGAGGACAACAUGUUACAUCACGUGACCAAACAAAACGAACAGUUGAAAGAAAUCUUAAAGAACCAACAAAGGCGCAAUGCUGUAGCACUUCAAGCUCUACGACACCACGACGAAGGAUUGGAAAUAUGCGUGACAAUGUUACGAAAUGAAAUCUACAGUUACCACGUGACCGUACUAUCACGGUCCCGAGAUCUUAUAGAAAAUCAGCUAUACAAAGCGGAAGAUUCCCAAUUCAAUCAAUACCUAGAGUCUGUGACGGACUUACAGCAGCUUCUAGACCUUUGUAAACUUUACAGAACACUUCUAAGAGCGCACCCGUAA
Molecule: messenger RNA, 609 nt
Organism: Kluyveromyces lactis
Lineage: Eukaryota; Fungi; Ascomycota; Saccharomycetes; Saccharomycetales; Saccharomycetaceae
Gene: FAR7
Product: Far7p
Exons: 1
Coding region: 1-609 (202 amino acids)
Source: RefSeq, a predicted model, not a curated record